Candida tropicalis MYA-3404 is the source of this 924-nucleotide messenger RNA. Its product is annotated as transcription factor TFIIIC subunit. Bases 1 to 924 code for a protein of 307 amino acids. The record is from RefSeq and is a predicted model, not a curated record. The transcript has a single exon. Lineage: Eukaryota; Fungi; Ascomycota; Pichiomycetes; Serinales; Debaryomycetaceae.
AUGACAAUAGAAACUAUUUAUAUCGCUAGACAUGGGUACAGAUCAAACUGGUUACCUCCACCUCAUCCUGAACCAUUAACUGGAAUUGAUAGUGACCCUCCAUUAGCUGCACAUGGUGUUGAACAAGCAAAACAAUUAGGUGCUUAUCUUGAAUCUUUACCAAGCAAUGAAAAACCACAAUUCAUUAUUGCUUCACCCUUUUAUCGUUGUAUAGAAACAGCUAAACCAGUUUCAGAGAAAUUGGAUGUGAAAAUUGCCAUUGAUCGAGGAGUAGGGGAAUGGUUUCGUAAAAAUAGACCAACCAAACCAAUUCCAGCUGAUUAUAAACAAUUGAAUGAGUUCUUUGGUACUGUUUUAAUUGACGAGGAUAAAUGGCCAAGAGAUAAUUUGAAUGUUAUACCAAAUGUUGAUGGGGAAACAGAGGAAGAAAUUUUCGAAAGAAGUCAAGAAUUCUGGAAGCGUUUCAUACCAACUUUUGAAGAAAGAUAUCCUGAAAUUGAUACGAUAUUGAUUGUUACUCAUGCUGCAACUAAGAUUGCUUUAGCCUCAGCCCUUUUAGGAUUGAGCUCAGUAUUUGAUUAUAUUGAUGACAAACAGACUUUGAUACGUGCUGGUUCUUGUUCUUUAUCAAAAUUCAUUAAAAGCAACAAUGAUGAUAGUAAUAAAUGGAAGAUUGUUAUGAAUGGUAACUGUGAGUUCUUAACUAAGGGAGAAGAGAUGAACUGGGACUUCCGACAAGGUGUUGAAGCUGGUUCAGCAGAAGACAUAGCAAGAAGAAAAGCAAUAGAUCAAGCAUUGGCAGAACAACAACAACAACAACAACAAAAACAAGCCAAAGAGAAUGCACCAAUUACUGACUUGGCCACUGGAUCAGAAGUUGAUGGAAAUGAAGAGGAAUUUGAAGUACGUAAGAGCAUUAUCUGA